AUCAAUGUCUAUUUUGUAAACAAUUCUCGGCACAUCUCACCCCAGCCUUAUAAUAAUCUAGGCUGUUUAGGCAGAGCAAUGUUGAUGUUUGGUCUGUCCAGCUGACCCAUCUUUCCUUUUCCGUCUGGAGCUGUCGAUUUGAAGACCAGCACAAUGGCCAUCACUCCUGCUGCUCACCCGAAGAUCGUGAAGAAGCGCACCAAGCGCUUUCUUCGCCAUCAAAGUGACCGAUAUGUUAAGGUCAGACAAAGCUGGCGUAAGCCCAAAGGUAUCGACAAUCGUGUCCGCAGGAAGUUCAAGGGUAUGUACCUCAUGCCCAACAUUGGUUACGGAUCCAAUAAGAACACCCGACACAUGCUGCCCACGGGAUUCAGAAAGGUCCUCAUCAACAACAUGAAGGAGUUGGAAGUUCUGAUGAUGCAAAACAAGAAGUUCUGCGCCGAAAUCGCCCAUGGUGUGUCGGCCAAGAACCGCAAGGCUUUGGUGGAACGAGCCCAGCAAUUGUGCAUCCGCGUCACCAACCCCAAUGCCCGACUCCGUAGCGAGGAGAACGAGUAAAUCUGUCUCUUGUUCCAAGUGUCGCAUCAACAACAGCCUUUCUGAAAAAUAUAUGAAAGAAAACCAAA
Messenger RNA from Tigriopus californicus, 626 nucleotides. It is a transcript of the gene RpL32, whose product is annotated as large ribosomal subunit protein eL32-like. Gene Ontology annotation, biological process: translation. The coding region runs from base 154 to 558 and encodes 134 amino acids. Gene Ontology annotation, molecular function: structural constituent of ribosome. The record is from RefSeq and is a predicted model, not a curated record. NCBI's taxonomy places the organism in Eukaryota, Metazoa, Arthropoda, Copepoda, Harpacticoida, Harpacticidae. The transcript has 3 exons. Gene Ontology annotation, cellular component: cytosolic large ribosomal subunit; ribosome.